GCCCGGGAAAUUGCUGUGGAGGCAGAGACGGGGCAGCCGUGGUGGGCCUGACCCACUGCUCGGCCCAGGGAGGGACGGAGGCCACGCUGCCUCUCGUGUCCCAGAGCCAUGUGGCUGGUGUGUCCCUGGCUGCUUGGGAAGCAUCCUGCGGGUGGCGGGCGGGCCUGACUGCCGGGGUGGACGGGGCGUGAGCCGGCCGAGGGCACUUGAGGAGGCCCCAGGAGCGUGGCAGACUGCAGGUUCCCCCGGGAAGGGGCAGCGGCGAUGGCGGGGGGACAAGGCCACGAGGGGACUGUUGUCCCCAAGAAGCAGGUCGGUGCUGGCCCCUGCAGGAGGUGGCCAGGACGCGGGAAGGGGCCCCUCCAUUCAUGCGGGGGCUGCGCCACGGCUCUGAGCUUGAAGCUCAAAGGCCCUGGACGAUGGGCUUUGGAUGGUGGCCGGCAGAGGAUGGGGGCUGGCAGAGGACGGGGGCCGGCAGAGGACGGGGGCUGGCAGAGGACGGGGGCUGGCAGAGGACGGGGGCCGGCAGAGGACGGGGGCCGGCAGAGGACGGGGGCUGGCAGAGGACGGGGCGGGGCGACGCCGGAGCAGAGGCUCCAACAGCCUGCAGGGGUCCGGGCUGGAGGCCGGGGCGGGGAGAGAGGCAGGGGCUAGCGGAAGAGGGAAGAGGCAGGAGGCCCAGGGUGAUCGCUGCUCCCCGACCCGGUUCCGACGGCGACGCCCAAGCUGCGGAGAGUCCCAGGUGUCCCCCUCAGCAUGCGAUGCAGUAACACGGACCCUGCCGCGCAGGCUUCCUGAGGGGGCGUGGGUGCAGGCGGCGAUCCCGGACGAUAGUGGGACUGUCACAGUGGCCAGCAGGCAACUGGCUCAGAGAGGACCCACGGGCUGUGUGGUUGGAAGAGGAAGAAGCCAACACCGGCCAGGGGUAGAAGCCACGGUCACCGGAACCGAGGGAGCCACAGACAGGCCCAGGAGAGGUCAGCCCCAACAUACAGCACAUCUCAGGACUGACAACCGGGAGGCGGGACUUCCUGCUGCCAGGGGCGGGGCGGCAGGUACCCCCACUCUCCCAAAGCCCCCACCCGCCUCUGCCUCUGCCACAUCCCACCCCCAGUGCGCCUGCUCCCGAGUCACGGCUCCUGAGCCAGAGCCGGCUGCCCGGUCGGCUCGCCCAGGGUGCCUGCCGGGGAUUCCUGGUGUGCACACACUGGAGGUGUGCCAUCAGAGCCCAGCAAGGUCCCCCCCAGGAGCUUCCUGUCUUCAUGCAGACAGCCCCGGGGUGAAAGGGCGGCAGGGGCGGGCUGCCCAGUGGCUGCAGGGUCUCAAGAUGACGGCAUCCUGACUGCUUGGGUGGCCCUAGGUCCAAUGGCGAGGUCCUCGGGAGAGACAGGAAGAGGGAGACCCAGAGAGAGAGGAGGAGCCUACGAACACGGAGCGGCCCUGACAGCUCCGGAGCCGGAAAGCACACUGCCGAAACUGACUCCCUUUACCAAGUGCAUUGCCGAGGCCACCUGCGUGUUCGGUGUUGCCCUCCUGUUGGCCUCGUGCCGCCUGCGGGACCCUGUCUCCUUCCUCCCCGCCCCCUCGGGCGCCCCACGAUGCCAGCAUUUCCAAGUGGAAAUGGGAUGACACCGGCCCACCUCUGGAGAAGCCAGCAGUGGGACCGCCUCGGCUGGGGCUGGAGCUGGCGCUUCACUGGGAGCCGAAGGAGAGACACAGCUGCCCGGUCGGCUCUGCCCUCGCCGUCAGCACCUCCGGGCGGCUCGGCGUCCGUGCGUCACGCCCGCCCUGUCUCAUGUGUUCCCCCGCCCGCGGUCAGAAGUAUUUGGGAGGCUCCACAGAUGUCGUUUUAUCUCUGCCUCUCUUUGUUAUUCAAAUGAGGGGAGGGCAACAUGGCGGGAUGGUUUUAAUUAGCAGCAGAAUAACUGCGUCUUGGGCCGCAGACCCGCAGAUCUGAAGUGGAUUUGCAGACAGGAAUUCGUGAAUCCUUCCAGUGUGCAAACUGUCACUCCGCUCCCAAGGAAGGAGUGGGCCCUGGGAGACGCGCAGGGCCGGUGUGACAGCCGCUUCAGCGCCUCGCGGCCCUGGCUGGGCGGAGACGCAGAGCGAGGGCCGCGGCAGGAGCCGCUCACCCCCACCCACAGGCCGCACAGCCCCGGGAGAGCGUUCGUGGCCCGCCCGCCGGAGGACCCGCGAGAGAACAACAUGCUCAUCACUGGAGCACGUCCUGGCGGUCCUGGCGCGCUCACAGCUUCCUGCCACGUGGCCGUCAGGGUGCAGGGGGCCGUGGUUCCUGCCUGCGGUGCUCAGCGUGGCCUCCGCCGGGGUAGCACCAAGGGAACCACGAACGAGAAACCCCAGAGUGGAGGGCGGCCCUGGUGGCGCUGACUCAGAAGCAACGGCCGGGUUCCAGUGGCGCCGCCCGUGGGCCCUGCACCCCAAAAAGCUGGGCCCACCUCUGAACGCCCACCCCUGGAUUGUGCCCUCAUCUGGAGAAAGGGUCUUUGUGGAUGUGACGACGCCGUCCCGGCCUGUCUGGGCGGCCCUAAAUCCAGAGAUAAAAGAGGAGGAGCCGUAUGGGGGCAGCCGUCCUCCUGCAGGCUGGGUCAGCUCUGGAGCCACCAGAAGCUGGAAGAGGCGGGGGAGGACCCCAGAGCCUGGGGAGAAAGUGUGGCCCCGCCACCCACCAGGGGCCCGGACUCUGGCCUCCAGGACUCUGCAAGAAGCAAUCCGUUGCCAGCCACCACGUCUUUGUUGCUUCGUUCCUGCCGCUGGAAGGACAGCGCAGGUGACAGAAAGUCAUGUCAGCCCCUGCGGGAGAGGGCGCCCUGCCAACAGCAGACGCUGGGAGGACCGUUGCCACCGCCCGUCCUGCUCACGGGCACGGGAGGACGGAGCAGACACCAGGGAGAGGCCACGGACUACCAGGUCCCGGGUCCCAGAAGUCGGGGGACCUUCAGCAUUGUUCCCAGACACAAACGACCUGCGGAACCUUCAGACACACGCAGCUCAAGGCCAGUCCCCCUCUUACUCCCCAAACUUGAGGGUGCGAUGCCAAGGCUGAGCCCCUCAUCCCGAUCCACCCAUCCAUCGCAGCUUUUCCCUGUGAGACCCAGGAGUCCCCUCUGACCCCUGGAGCAGGCUCAUCCGUCCACAGCCUGCAGGAUCAGAGCGCGUGCCCAGGGGACAGGGACCGACCGGGGCUCGGCUGGGCGCCCGUGGUGCGGAACGGCGCAGGCUCCCAGUGUGGACCUCUGGCAGUCUGCCAGGUUCCAGGUGGGGGCACAGCACGCUCUCAGCGCCGGGCAGCAUCCCCGGGGAGCCACCGGUGCCCCUUCAGUCUUGAUUUGCGUGGUUGGUUAGGACACAGCCCCGUCAUGAGUCGGGGCGUCCCUAUAGAAAAGCUAGGAUUUUCAUGUCACCAGGGCAUCGCAAGGAAGAGCGGGAGAGCCUGAAAGGCACUUAUGAAUGAUGACUCAGCGUUUCUAAAAUCUGGCAAAUGAUACGAAGCUGUGGAUUUGAGAAGCUGGGUGAACCCCAAACAGCAUGAACUCAAAGAACCCAAACCCAUCAGAACCGAACCCCAGGAAAAAGGAGCCAAAGUCCUUGAAGCGAGGACCAUGGAGCCAGCUGAGUGACAGCAAGCGCGUGGCGGGAGGCGGCACAGCAUUCCCAGGCCUGCAGGGGAGAAGCGACGAGAAUUCACACCUGGCACAGGGGUCCCUGGGGCAGGGCAGUGGCGGUGUGCUGGCAUGCACGGGGAGAGGUCAGGAAGGAACGGAGACUGGCGCUCCAGGAGGAGCGGUGGGGAGACCCCGUCACCAAGCAAGGCGGCCCUGGGACCCCGUGGGGGAGGACGCGGCAGGGGGACCGCGCGUGGCACCCGCGAGUGCUGCCCUGCAGUUGUCCUUACUGCUUGGUCCUCAGAGACAACCCUGGGGGUGCCUGAGCUGCUCCCGUGAGCUUGUGGAGGUGGCCCGGGAGUCAGGGGUCAGAGGUCAGAGGUCAGAUGCCUCUCCUGUUCCACCCCAGGGGGAGGCCUCAGUCCUGGAGUUCUGCCAGAGCUUGACGGAGCCUAGAGAGGGUUUCAGACUCCAGGUGGGCACGCACCCUGGGCUGGGGGCUGACCCAUGUAAGUGAGAGCCACAGAGACCACGUGGUGCCCACGUGGCACUUCCAGCGUGUUUAAGAUGGGGGGCCCGGGCCGAAGGGUGGCUGUACCGAGUGGAGGUCAUCCCCGUGUGGCAGGGAGACAGCGCUGUCAGCAGCGUCGGCGCCACGGGAGCCGCACAUUCACCAGCUGUGCAUGGGAAACUGGAAUUUGCAAAACCACAGACGGCAACUCCAGUGUCCAUCACCACAUUCACGCACAGGGGAGACCACCACGCGGCCACGGGAAAGGUUCUAGGGAGAGGCAGGGGAAGCAGACACACAGCAUGAGGGCCACGGUCCACCUCCUACAGAGCACCAGGCCCACGCAUGGCACUGCCCACGUCCUGAACAGAACGGUGACUCGAGGCGAGAGGCUAAGGACACGAGGGACCCUGUGGGGAAUUUCUGGGGUGCUACGAAUCCUGGGAGCUGCUUUCCGGGGUGUGUGAGUUUGUGUGCACCGAGACGCAUGCUCCUCUGCACCUCACCGAACAGUUUCAAACCCGAGGGGCCGGUGCUGUGGCGUAGCCGGCAAAGCUGCCACCUGUGACACCAGCAUCCUAUAUGGAUGCUGGUUCGAGUCCUGGCUGCUUCACUUUCCACCCAGUUCUCUGUUAAUCGCCUGGGAAAAGCAUCAGGAGAUGGCCCAAGUGCUUGGGCCCCCACCCCAUGUGGGAGACCCAGAUAAAGCUCCUGGCUUCAGCCUGGCCUAGCCCCGGCUGUUGUAGCCAUCUGGGGAGUGAACCAGCAGAUGGGAGAUCUCUCUCUCCCUCUCUCUCCCCCUGUAAGUCUGAUUUUCAAAUAAAUAAACAAAUCUGGUAAAAGAACAACAAAGAAACAUCUGUCAAUAUAAAGUCAGGCAGGGUUUCUACUUGCUGGGGACCUCAUUGCUCCGCCGGGGCUGCACCUUCAACGCGGAACGUUGUCCUGUGCGCAGGGUGUGAGCCGGGCACAACGUCCUCUGUACACCGUGUCCCAUGCAAGCACCAGGCAGCCUUUGCACCUUGGCCGGGAAGUUUUGCGGCGGCCUCACCUCGCUCUGGGGUCAGCCCUUGUUUGCACACUGGACGUUUGCUCCUCCAUCGGCCGUCUCAGUGCUGUGGACUGAGAGGGACGUUUGGAAAGGUAACGGGGCGUGGGCAUGGGCGUGGGCGUGGGCUAGAGGUGUCGAUUGGUCCACCACCACCACAGCAACUCCGGAGCAGGCAUCUUCCACGUGGCCCUCCUGUCCUGGGUGGCCACUCCCUGACCCUGGGUGCACAGUGGCCGCAGCCCUGGGCAGUGCAGGCUGGCUCCUGCCCAUGCCCACAGACCUUGUCCCCCAGCCCCCAGCAGCCUGCCUGACCCUGCCAGUGCACUCCGAGCACCUUUUGAAGGGUGCUGAGGGCUGAAUGUCCGUCCCCUCCCAACUCCCUGCGCUGGAACUCUGCCAUCAAGGGACUUCAGGUCUGCGGGCGCCUUGACGUUGGACUUUCAUCCUCCAGACAGAACUGUGAGAAAUAAAUUCCUUCUAAAUGUCUACUCCUAUACCAUCCUCAGCCUGUGCUAUUCUGUUACAGCGACCGAAUGGAUCAAGAUACGGCCUCUCUCCCUCCCAUUCGCUCUCUGAGGACUUGAAGUUUGUCUGCUUACAGAGUGCGGCUUGGGUGACUCUACCCACACUAGUGCCUGGGGCGUGGGUUCUGUGUGUCCCCUGGCUGACACGCGGGGGUCACAGCACACCUCUGGGCCCCGCAGCCUGGCGCCCCACAGCCCAAGACGAGCAUGGAUCUGGGCCCACACCCGCACCUGAGUUUCUCCUCCCUUUACAGCCUUUUCUAGGACACUUUCCUUAACUAUGUAUUUAUUUAUUUUUAUUCUUUGUUUGACAGUCAGAGUUCCAGAGAGGGAGAAGAGACAGGGAGAGAUCCCCUAUCUGCUGGUUCACCCCCCAGAGGGCCGCAAGGGCCCCGGCUGGGCCAGGCGAGGCCAGGAGCUUCAGCUGGGCCUCCCGCGUGGGUGCCAGGACCCAAGCACGGGGCCGUCCUCCACGGCUUUCCCGGGUGCAUUAGCAGGGAGCUGGACUGGAAAUGGAGCGGCCAGGUCCCAACCCGGCGCCCGUGUGCGAUGCUGGUGUCACAGGUGUAUUUCGCCUGCCGCACCACAGCGCCGGCCCCAGGGCAUUGUCUUCCAGGCCACGCCCUGCACCACGGAUGCACGGUGUGGAACGUUCCAGAUUCUCCUGGGUUCAAUUACGGAGCAACUUCGGGUGUUUUCUGCCCACCGUGCUGAGACCCCAGCCCCGUGGAGCCCACAGCUCUGCCAGGGGUUGCAGGCUUCCUUCCUUCCUUCCUUCCUUCCUUCCUUCCUUCCUUCCUUAAAUUAGCUCCUGUCAGUGUUGGAGCCGGCAUGGAUGAACCUCGUGACAACUGGGUCCUCUGUACCCACGGCCGCCAUCCGCUUGGCCUUGUCCUCGCCCACCUGCUGCACCCACACCACCGUGCGUGUGGCCUCAUCCUCUCUCGCCUGCUGCACCCAUGGCUGUCGUCCGCGUGGCCUCAUCCUCGCCCGCCUGCUCUUCCUUCCUCUUCCUCCCCUCUCUCCCUUCCCUGUUUGCUGAGCCCACUUGCACCUGACUUCUUGCCAAAGCAGUUACUUUUUUGGAAGUUACGGAUAUUCUCAAGGAUCUUAGUUUGACUUAACGUAGAAGAGACGGGUGCUUGCAUGGUGUUUGCUCAGUCUUCCCGCCUGGAGACGCGGGACGGCGGGCUAGCUGUUUCGUGUCCCCCCUCUUGGCACCCCGACUGCCCAACGUCAGAACGUGGCUGACAUCCGUGGCGACGGGCGCCCCGACUUCCCAGCCGGGCAGCUCAGGGCCUCGGGCAGCUCAGGGCCUGCUGCUCUCUGUCUCUAGCAGUCGCUCUUUCUCCGGGGCCGGGUCUCCUGCUUCCUGCCUUCUUCGUCUCUCUCCACCCCCGCUGGUUCCCGUCUUCCCUCGGCAUCUCUGGACGUUCAUUUUGAGACGACGUCCCGGAAGACUGGGUUCUUCGCGUUCUGCAGGGGACGCCUUGCCGCCUCCGGCCCCGACUGCCCAGCGUGCGCCCCGUGGUCCCCCUCGCUGCAGCUGGCAGCUGGCCCUCGUCUCCUCACCCCAGCCCCUCCUCCCUGGGCCCCGCUCCCAUGAGCCUGGGGUACAGGGGCCGCUGCCUCGCCCUCUCCCCCGGGUGGCCUCUCAGCGCUCCUUCCUGGGUGCGAGGCUGCCACACGCCUUCCCUCCUCCUCCAGCGUCACCCGGGGGAGCGUCUCGCGUGUGGCCCUCGCAAACCUCUCCCCUCCCUCGCCCAGCACUGCCCCAUUCCCGGGUGCCUGGGCUGCUCCCUCGGGCUUUCCCUGCACCGCUUCCCACCACAGAAGCUUCCCUGCCGGCCUGCGGCCCGGCCUCCGUCCCUGCUCUGCCCAGCACGGAGGCUGCAGGACUGCUCGUGGGACACGCGCCGAGGUCGGAGAGGACCUGUUUUCUGAGCUUUAUCAAACCAGGAAGCUUGGGGGGGGGGUAGUUCAGGAAGUCCCGAGGGAGCAAGAAUGCACACUUCUCCCAGCGGCCCCCCGGGGUGGUUGGGGUCCCUUUGCCCGGCGACCUGAAAGCCUCAUGCUAAAGGCAGGGGUGCGGCGUUCCCCAGACACGGGGCGUGGUUCAUUCCAGGCCCCGGCGAGGCCGGUUAUUGCUGUCUGUUGCCUCCUGACGCCAGGCAGCACUGGCGAGCUGCGGUCCCCGCCUGGGAGGAGAGGAGAGAGAGGAAGGGCUGCAGAUCCCCUGCCUCAACUUGGGACAGCCAGAGUGAAGGGUCAAGUGCUUCCUGCAGGGCAGGCUGCCUCGGGCCGUGGGCAGCUUUCUUGGUGCGGUCAGUCCUCGGGAGAGGCCUGCGCUGGUCUGCAGGGGGCGCCACAGGGGUUACGCCACGGGACACAGAGGGCAGGGCCGUGCCCAUCAGGAGCUGGUCUUGUCUGAGCCCAGGCCUUGUGGCUCCAGGGUGGGGUGAGGCCCCCAGCGCUGCGUUCUCAGGCAGACCACCGCCUGCCUGUGGCCAUGCACUUGCUGGUGGAGAAGCAGAGUGGCUUCUCGGGGCACGGCCACACUGCUUGGACGCCCUCGGUGCAGGGCCGGUGUCUGUGGAGCCCCCUCCUCACGCUCCCAGAUGCCAGCGUGGGGUCUCUUCCGGUGUCCUGAUCCAAGCCUCACGUGCACACGCAGCUCGCACAACACUGCAACUUUUCCUCUUGCACUCACCACUUCUGGUCAACACAGGCCUGGGAGAGCAGCAAGAGAAAGAAGUACAAGACCUGAACUAGAGAGAGGGAAGGGAGACGACCUCCGACCCUGUGCAGAGCUGAUUCUAAAGAUUACACACACACAGACACACACAGAGACACACAGAGAGAGAUACACACACAGACACACACACACAGAGAUACACACACAGACACACACAGAGACACACACAGAGACACACAGAGAGACACACAGAGAGAGAUACACACACAGACACACACACAGAGACACAUAGAGAGAGAUACACACACAGAGAUACACAGAGAGAGACACACAGAGACACAGACACACACAGAGAUACACAUAGAGACACAGAGAGAGAUACACACACAGAGAUACACACAGAGACACACAGAGAUACACACACAGAGAUACACACACAGACACACAGAGAGAGAUACACACAGACACAUACAGAGACACACAGAGAGAGAUACACACACAGACACACACACAGAGAUACACACAGAGACACACAGAGAUAUACACACAGACACACACAGAGACACACAUACUCACAGAGACACACAUAGAGACACACACAGACACACUCACAGAGACACACAGACACACACACACUCACAGAGACACACAUAGACACACACACAGAGAGACACACACAGACACACACAGACACACUCAUAGAGACACACAGAUACACACACACAGGCACACACAGAUACACAUACCAAACACACACAUACACACACUGACACACACAUACACAUCUGCACACACAUACCCAUCCCCCCAUACACACACCUACACACAUACCCACCCACACAUA
Oryctolagus cuniculus (rabbit) is the source of this 9248-nucleotide messenger RNA. The record is from RefSeq and is a predicted model, not a curated record. Lineage: Eukaryota; Metazoa; Chordata; Mammalia; Lagomorpha; Leporidae.